AAGAAGAAAAAGAAGAAGAAGAAGCAGCAUCUGGAGGGGGAUUGAGUUUUUGUUCUGUUCUGAUUGGCAAUGCACUUACGAACAAUUAAAUAAUCUGGAAUUUAUUUGUAUGACAGAUAUGCACCGCUACACUGCAAGCAGGUUUGUUGAGCGGUACUGGCAGCGUUCAGUCUGCGGUGUGAGCUCUGUUGCAGGGAAGAGGAGAGCCCUGCCGAGUGCCUUCCCUGUGCUGGACCUGCCCCUUCUGCCCAUCCACAAACACAUUUAUGAAGCAAACCUCAGAAAUAGCAACGCCUGGUGUAAGAAGUACACAGAGUUUAGUGAGAAGGUGAUGGAAGGGGGAGGAGAGAAGGCCAUAGCCAGACACACUCAGAGAAACAGGAAGUUGCUGAUCAGAGACAGGCUUCGCCUCCUAUUGGAUGACGAGGACUUUCUGGAGCUGUCACCAUUUGCUGGUUUGGGUCUUCCGUACGGGGACAUACCUUCAGCCGGCAGUAUAACUGGCAUCGGCAGGAUCAAUGGCCUGUGGUGUGUGUUUGCUGCCAGCGACGCUACGGUGAAAGGAGGCACAUCGUAUCCUAUCACGGUAAAGAAGAAUCUCCGAGCGCAGGAAAUAGCAAUCAAAAAUCGCUUGCCUUGUGUGUACCUGGUCGACUCCGCUGGAGCGUUCCUGCCACUGCAGUCAGAGAUUUUUCCUGAUAAGAAUCACGGAGGAAGGACGUUUUACAAUGAAGCCAUCAUGUCUGCCAUGAAGAUCCCCCAGGUAGCUGUUGUGUGCGGGUCAUGCACGGCGGGUGGAGCUUACAUGCCCACUAUGGCGGAGGAAGCUGUAAUGGUGCACAGAAUAGGAACCAUAUUCCUGGGCGGACCGCCACUUGUGAAAGCGGCUACUGGAGAGGAGGUGACGCCAGAGGACCUGGGAGGGGCCAGGCUCCAUGCUGAAGUGAGUGGCUGCGUGGAUCACUUUGCCUGGGAGGAGAAGGAGGCUUUUGAUUACACUAGAAACAUUAUAUCAACCCUCAACUUCCUGCUGCCUGAGGAAGAGGAGGAGACAAAGAAGAGGAAUGCAGAGGAGGAGCCACUGCACAGUCUGGAAGAGCUUUUAGGACUCGCCCCUAAGAGUUACAACUACAGCCUGGAUGUUAAGAUGGUAGUCAGUCGACUGGUAGAUGGGAGCCGCUUUCUGGAAUUUAAAGCUCGCUAUGGAACCUCACUCGUCACUGGCUUUGCAAAGAUACAUGGUCACCUAGUUGGAAUUUUAGCGAAUGAUGGACAGCUGUCAUAUGAGGCCACACUGAAAGGAAGCCAUUUUGUCCAGUUGUGCAACCAGAGAGACGUCCCACUCCUCUUCCUCCAGAACACGGCACCCACUGCAGCACUGACGCUGUCCACAAAACAGGCAGAGAUGAACAGUAACCAUCUAAAAGCUCAGGGUUCAAUGAUGUCAGCAGUAGCAUCCGCCUCUGUCCCCAAGAUCACUGUGGUGAUUGGUGGUUGCCAUGGUGCAGACAGCUAUGCUAUGUGUGGCCGAGCAUUUGAUCCUAAUUUCUUGUUCCUGUGGCCCAAUGCCAAAGUUUCCAUUGCCCCUCCGGGUCACAUUGGCUCCCUGCUUCCCCUUGAUGGUGAGCAAGAAGAAGAGCAGAAGAAGCAGGAAGAGGAACUAAACAGGAUGUUGGUGGAAGAGAGUUCAGCUUUCUUCUCCUCCAGCAGGAUGUGGGAUGAUGGAGUCAUUCUGCCGCAGAACACCCGGAAGGUUCUUAGAGACGUUUUGGACAUCAUCAAACAGCAGCGGUAUCAGCUGUCUACAGAGACUCUGCAAUCGAUACCUCUGCGUAUGUAGAGGCUUCUGUCCCCGUCAAACAUCAGAUUUAACUGCUCCUGUUGGACUCACAACAAUCCCGUUUUCACUUGUAAUGGAAGAAGCUUCUCUGUAAAUUUGUUGAGGUCUCCACGACAAAUAUGUAAUCAAUCCUGUGUCCUGUAAAUGUAGGUGCUAGGUCAAACCACUCUGGAGAGAGGGAUUUAAAUCCUGCACAGUUCCUCAUCAGGGGUCCGUUCUUCGUACCUCGCU
Neolamprologus brichardi is the source of this 2071-nucleotide messenger RNA. Its product is annotated as methylcrotonoyl-coenzyme A carboxylase 2. Gene Ontology annotation, molecular function: methylcrotonoyl-CoA carboxylase activity. Gene Ontology annotation, cellular component: methylcrotonoyl-CoA carboxylase complex; mitochondrion. Gene Ontology annotation, biological process: L-leucine catabolic process. The record is from RefSeq and is a predicted model, not a curated record. NCBI's taxonomy places the organism in Eukaryota, Metazoa, Chordata, Actinopteri, Cichliformes, Cichlidae.